Messenger RNA from Rattus norvegicus (Norway rat), 2096 nucleotides. It is a transcript of the gene Atoh1, whose product is annotated as atonal bHLH transcription factor 1. The record is from RefSeq and is marked provisional. Gene Ontology annotation, biological process: system development; positive regulation of inner ear receptor cell differentiation; animal gross anatomical part developmental process. The transcript has a single exon. Gene Ontology annotation, molecular function: DNA binding; protein dimerization activity; sequence-specific DNA binding. Gene Ontology annotation, cellular component: nucleus. Bases 197 to 1252 code for a protein of 351 amino acids. Lineage: Eukaryota; Metazoa; Chordata; Mammalia; Rodentia; Muridae.
CGGAGAAGCUUCGUUGCACGCGACCUGGUGUGCGAUCUCCGAGUGAGAGGGGGAGGGUGAGAGGAGAAAAAAAAAAUCAGACCUUGCAGAAGAGACUAGGAAGGUUUUUGUUGUUGUUGUUCGGGGCUUUCCCCCUUCGUUGAACUGGGUUGCCAGCACCUCCUCUAACAAGGCACCUCCGAGCCAGUGCAUUGCGAUGUCCCGCCUGCUGCAUGCAGAAGAGUGGGCUGAGGUAAAAGAGUUGGGGGACCACCAUCGCCAUCCCCAGCCGCACCACAUCCCUCAGCUGACGCCACAGCCACCUGCUACCCUACAGGCGAGAGACCAUCCGGUCUACCCGGCAGAACUGUCCCUCCUGGAUAGCACCGACCCACGCGCCUGGCUGACUCCCACUUUGCAGGGCCUCUGCACGGCACGCGCCGCCCAGUAUCUGCUGCAUUCUCCCGAGCUGGGUGCCUCCGAGGCCGCGGCGCCCGGGGACGAGGCUGACGGCCAGGGUGAGCUGGUAAGGAGAAGCGGCUGCGGCGGCCUCAGCAAGAGCCCCGGGCCGGUGAAAGUGCGGGAACAACUGUGCAAGCUGAAGGGCGGGGUUGUAGUAGACGAGCUGGGCUGCAGCCGCCAGCGAGCCCCUUCCAGCAAACAGGUGAAUGGGGUACAGAAGCAAAGGCGACUGGCAGCAAACGCAAGGGAGCGGCGCAGGAUGCACGGGCUGAACCACGCCUUCGACCAGCUGCGCAACGUUAUCCCGUCCUUCAACAACGACAAGAAGCUGUCCAAAUAUGAGACCCUGCAGAUGGCCCAGAUCUACAUCAACGCCCUGUCGGAGUUGCUGCAGACUCCCAGUGUCGGAGAGCAGCCACCGCCGCCAGCAGCCUCCUGCAAAAAUGACCACCAUCACCUUCGCGCAGCCGCCUCUUAUGAAGGAGGAGCAGGCGCCUCUGCGGUAGCUGGGGCUCAGCCAGCCCCGGGAGGGGGCCCGAGACCCACCCCGCCUGGAGCUUGCCGGACUCGCUUCUCCACCCCAGCUUCCUCCGGGGGUUAUUCAGUGCAGCUGGACGCUUUGCACUUUCCAGCUUUCGAGGACCGGGCCCUAACAGCGAUGAUGGCACAGAAGGACCUGUCGCCUUCGCUGCCCGGGGGCAUCCUGCAGCCAGUACCGGAGGACAGCAGCAAAACAUCUCCCAGGUCCCACAGAAGUGACGGAGAGUUUUCCCCCCACUCUCAUUACAGUGACUCUGACGAGGCCAGUUAGGAAGACAACAGCACCCUGAAAACUGAGACAACCAAAAGCCCUUCCCAGCGCGCGGGGAAGUCCCGCGACAAAUAUCCCUUCCACCACCCUUUAAUUUUUGCUCUACGUGAUCUUUGUUAGCAACGAUGUGACUUCGGAGGGCUGCGGCUCUUCCAAACCCCUUCCUCCUACCUUCUGCUUCCUCUGUAUAUAGAUUCAGUGUCAUUAUAUGUACCUUUACAUGUCAUCGUCCCAUAGUCCGUGCUGCCAAUAUGCUGCUAAAAUGUCGUAUCUCUGUCUCUGGUCUGGGUUUCACUUAAUUUUAUACCUUGGGCGUUCAUCCUGGUGUGUUGCGCUCACUCACUCGUAAGGGAGUUAGUCUUCGAAGUUGUUUCCCCAAGCGCAUUCGGUGCUUAACUGAACACGAACUAUUGAGUUGUUAAAAUGCAUGGGACAGAUAAGAGAAUCUGUAGAGCUUAAACACCGAGUGUGUCUAGCGGACCCAGAACACGCACUUCAUCACUGGCUGCUGUGCCGCCUUGAAGAAACUCAACUGCCAAUUGCAGACCAACUUUUGAUUUUAAAAAUAGCCACUCGUAAUCCUUAAACUCUUUGCAAAUGUUUGUUUUUGCAAAUGAAAAUUAAAAAAACAUGUAGUGUCAAAGGCAUUUGGUCAAUUUUAUUUUGCUUUGUUAACAUUAGAAAAGUUAUUUAUUAUCGCGUAUUUGGACCCAUUUCUACUUAUUUGCUUUUUUUUUUUACAUUUUCUACUCGAGAUCAUUUUAUUUUGAUUUAGCAAAUCCAGUUGCCAUUGAUUUAUGUAUGUAUGCUCUUUACAAAUGAUAAAAUAAACUUGAAAAAACCA